Messenger RNA from Rhinocladiella mackenziei CBS 650.93, 1479 nucleotides. RefSeq lists its product as uncharacterized. The record is from RefSeq and is a predicted model, not a curated record. Gene Ontology annotation, molecular function: succinate-semialdehyde dehydrogenase (NAD+) activity. The transcript is spliced from 2 exons. Lineage: Eukaryota; Fungi; Ascomycota; Eurotiomycetes; Chaetothyriales; Herpotrichiellaceae. Bases 1 to 1479 code for a protein of 492 amino acids.
AUGACUUCCAACGUUACCAACGGCACUAGCUCCUCCCCAGCAUUUAAUACUUCCUCUACAAUUCCCUUAUGGUUAGACGGAAAGGAAGUCAAGCUAUCUUCCACCUUCGAUGUUGUCUCCCCGCUUGAUCACAAAACACUCUAUCAAUGUUCUUCAGCCAGUGAAGAAGAUGCUCUAAAAGCGGUGGCUGCGGCCGAGAAGGCCUUCCAAUCCUGGUCCCAAACCAAGCCCUCAAGGCGAAGGGAGAUCUUUCUCAAAGCCGCAGAUGAAUUCAAACGAAGAAGAGAUGAACUCAAACACUACAGCCACAGCGAAACUGGCGCAUCCGAGUCCAUGUUUGCCUUUGAACACAACCUUGCCUAUGAAGCCUGCCUAAGUGUUGCAGGCUUGGUCCAAGUUGCUACCACUUCUACAAUGCCCGUCGUCCAGGAAGAGGGCAGCAGCGCCAUGCUCAUCAAGGAACCAUAUGGAGUCGUCUUGGGCAUCGCUCCGUGGAAUGCUCCCAACGUCCUGGGUUUGCGUGCUUGUCUACAGCCACUAGCUAUGGGCAAUACUGUCAUCCUCAAAGGCCCAGAAGCGGCCCCAGCAACCUAUUGGGGUAUUGCUUCAAUCCUCCACAAUGCUGGUCUCCCCGCUGGCUGCUUAAACACCAUAUACCACCGACCCGCCGAUGCUGCCAAGGUCACCAGUGCUCUCAUCAACCAUCCAGCAAUCAAGAAAAUCAAUUUUACGGGCUCAACCGCUGUCGGCUCGAUCAUUGCCUCCCUGGCCGGCAAGGCUCUCAAACCCACCGUCAUGGAACUGGGCGGUAAAGCACCGUCAAUCGUCUGCGAGGAUGCUAAUGUCCAAACCGCAGCUCUCCAAUGCGCGCUGGGCUCCUUCCUGCAUGCUGGUCAGAUCUGCAUGGCUACCGAACGAAUUCUCGUCAAUGCUAAAAUCGCGGAUGAAUUCCGAUCAGCUCUGCAGGGCACCAUGGACCAAGUUUUCAGCGAGCAGGGUAUGGGUGUACCCCAGCUCGUGACUGCUGCGCCCGUCGAAAAGAACAAGAAGCUUCUCGCGGAUGCCCUCUCGAAGGGUGCGACCACACUCUACGGCGACCCCAAUCACACCGAAGCUUCGACAACCAAAAUGCGACCGGUCAUCAUCGAGAACGUCAGGCCUGGCAUGGAUAUCUACCACACCGAAUCAUUCGGCCCGACGGUGUCUCUGUACGUCGUCAACUCGGACGAGGAGGCCAUUGCUAUUGCCAACGACACCGACUAUGGUCUAUCCAGCGCUGUCUUCACCGAAGACCUCCGCCGAGGCCUCAAGAUCGCCAAGCAGAUCGAGUCAGGCGCGGUUCAUAUCAAUUCCAUGACUAUCCACGACGAAUCCGCUUUGCCGCAUGGCGGAGUUAAGAAGAGUGGGUUCGGACGCUUCAAUGGCGUACAGGGUCUGGACGAGUGGGUGAGGACUAAGGUCAUUACCUGGAAAGAUUGA